GUCUGAACCAAAAAUAUUUCUCUCCCUCUCAUUAGUAUGUUUUUCCACGGGGUUGAGCAUGCACUUUUGGAGAGCCAAUGUGUGCGCGCUUGCGCCCCUGGGGAUCUGCCGUCGGUGCUGGCGUCCAUUCGCUCGGUGUCAGGUGGAGACGAAGAAAACUUCUCCACUUCAUUUCUAGUUCUUCUUUUCCUUCUUUUCGUCUCUUCAAUACGAGUAAUAAUACGGAUAAAACUGCGGUGCGUUUUGGUGCGGUGCGGGAUUGUUUCAUAGGUGGAGAGAAAUAAACAUCUGGAUAAACUUGGAUGCAUCUGAAGUUGUCGUCAGUCCAAGCACACGGGACCGGAAGACAUCGGUGCAAUGCAGCGAGCACGAGACGCCAAGAGCUUUAGGGUUGUUCUCUGCCUCUGUCCCCCAGAACGCACUGAAAAGCGAGCAGAGCCGAGAGCCUCCAUCCGAGUUAUCGGGACGAACAGAGUGACUGUUGACACUGGCAGGGGUCAUCGGGCGCACGUCCUGGAUUUUGACGCUGUUUGGAAUGAAGGGACUUCGCCCCAAGAUAUCUAUGAGUCAACGACAAAGUCAUUGGUGGAGUAUGUGAUGAAGGGAUAUAAUGGAUGCGUCAUAUUGUACGGGCAAUUCACCAGCGGAGAGACACACCCAAUUCAAGUCUGCACUGCCAGACAGAGGGGCAUAAUCAGCCGUGCUGCUGAGGACAUCUUCAAUUCUCCUGAAGCUUCUCACUGCAGAAUCAGAGUGUCCUCUUAUCACAUCUCCAAUGAAAAGAUUUAUGACUUGUUGGAGCCUCAGGUAAGUGAGGUGUGCCGUUUCCAUGACACUGAAGAAGCAGUGCUUCUGGAGGGGCUGAGAGAGCUGGAGGUCGGCUCUGCUCAGGAAUUGUUGGAUGUGUACAACAGUGGGAUCGCCCACAGGAAUGCAGGUGUCUCCAGGGGAGAUUUUGCCAGCAAGUCUCACAUGGUGUUGAACAUUAUGGUCAUAAACAUGAGAGGCAAGUUGGAUAAAGAAGGAGUUCUGACAGCCAGCAAACUAACUCUGGUGGAUCUCGCAAGUUCAGGCAAACCUGCAUGUAACACUUCUGCAGUUUUGGAUAUAAGAAGAAGUUUCCAUGUUGCCCAAGAAAACCUUCAGGAGGCCAAAACAAUCAAACGAUCCCUUACAAUAUUUCGGAAUGUGAUAUUUUCUCUGAGCAACCCAGGCACUCAGCACAUUCCAUACAGAGAGUCCAAACUCACUCGGGUUCUGAGAGACUGUCUUGGAGGAAACUGUCGGACGUGUCUUGUGGUCACCAUGCCAUCCCGGUCGUCCUCCAUCACAGAGACUAUGAGCUGCCUUCAGUUUGCUGCACAGGCUUUGAAUGUACCAUCACGGACCAUACAUACCUCACAGAUACGCUACUCGCCUUCUCAGAUGCAAAGUAUAUGGACAGCAGACAAGAACAGCCUUCUUCUACCUAGAACACAAAUCCUUCCACCGGUCAGUGCUGAUCGAAGAUCUCAGGCCUCUUUGCCAUCCAUUGUGAGCAGUCCAGGACCUCUAUCUCAACUCAAACCCAAACGCAGCCUGGAGAUUUCUGAAAGCUGCUCCUUUUUGCCUCACCUAGAGAAAUCCAGACCACCAGAAUCAAGUGGAUAUCACAGCUGUGGCUCUCGGAUUACAGACGAAAAGAGUGGUGCAGUCGAUGUUCGUGUCAUGAAAAGUGCCAUCCCACUCUCCCGAUGUGGGUCCGUUUUUGUGGAACCUCUACAUCGUCACUCUGCUGAGAAACCUUUAUCCUCACAUGGCUCCUCGUCUAUCCCUCCACUUCUCCCUGAGUGCUCCAACUGCAAACAGGAACGAAAGAUCAGGGAGGAGUACGACAAAUUUAUCAUUCAGGUGAAAAGAGAUCGAGACAGCCUGAGCCAGAGAGUGACAGAGCUAGAGAAAGAGCUGAAGAACAGAGGAGGAGAGCAGAUCGAGAGCAGAAAGGUGGAAAAAGACAAGCGAGGAGAAGAGCGAGACGUUGAAAGACAGGAGACACCAACUGGAAGUAACGAAACAGAGAAUGAAAGGAAGACUGACGGCAAAGUGAGAAAGAUCACCAGAGAGGGCGGUGAAGGAGAAAUAGGCAAAGAGAAAAGUGAAAAAGAGGAGAACGAUAUCAGAAGACACUACAGAGGGACCAAACGAGAGGAAGAGAGUGAGAGGAGAGAGAAAAGUGAGGGAGAAAAAGAGAAUGACUCAGCUGGAAAGGAAUCUAUCUAUCCCACACAUGGAGCAACAGAAGUGCCAAAAAACACUGAGGAGAGCCUUGGGUCUGACCUGCACAGCCUCAGAAAGGAGAAUGAAGGAUCGAGGAAGAGUGUGGAUCUGUCUAUCACACAGCUGCACAAAGAGAAGGCUGAGCUUCUCUCUCACAUAGAGGAUACCAAGAGCUGCUACGAAAAAGUUUGUUUAGAAAAUGCAGAACUAAAAGCAAGACUUGAGGUCCUCUUGAGAGAAGUUAACUCCAGACCAUGCUCUGGAUGCAACGGCAACACGGAGACACAUGACUCACACACACACACCAAUGCACACGACUUAAACAUAGACUCACACACACACACGGUCACCACUAACACGGAAAUGCUUGUUGUGUCACACAGUGUUUGUCAACGGUGCACCAGAGAGCCUCACCAAGAUAAAGGGAAUAAGUGUUGCUUUAGCCCCUGUUCUGGCUUCCAAGAGACAUCUGAAACACCUGAGCCGAAUUUACACACCUGCCGCUGUGAACCAACAAUACACAAACCCAACCUCUACAAACAGCUACGGAGGGAGCACAGCCUGUUGCUGGACGUGAUGUUGGUGCUAUACAAAAGAGCAUGGUUCCUGCAGGAUGCCAUGCCUUAUGUCAGACGCACGCUCAAAAAAUGUGGCCUCACUCUGGAUGACUCGGACUAAAGGGUGUUUUCUGUGAUGGUGGUGGGGGAACGCGGUCAAAUGUGUGUCAUAAAACAUUUUUUUUUCAGUGCUGCUUAUGAUACUAUAACUGAUGAGGAUAAUUAAUGCUUAAUGAUUAACACUUUUUUUAUAUAUAAGAUAUUGGUGUUACAGAUAUUGGUGGCAAACACACAGCUGUGAAAGUUCCUCUGGGAUUGCUUUUGGCUCUAUCCUCUAUUAAUUAAAUGCUAUUUUUGGGUGAUAUAUCUUCCUUUUUCUGCUCCAAAGAAAAAGCUACAGAGACUUUCCCAUGUGUUUCUAACUGUUUGUCUUGAUUACCAUAAUCUGUUUUUUUAUUGAAAUUCCAGCAAAAAGCCUCACACAGUGUUUCUCCUUUAUACUGUAGAAAAGCUUUUUUUUUUGGUCUGUAUUGUGAACUAUAAAUACAUAUAUACACGUUUAGGAGACAAAUUAAGUAACAGCAUUAAUUACAUCUUCUUUCAGCUGCUCUCAUUAGGGGUCGCCACAGAGGAUCAUCUGUCUCCAUACCCCCCUGUCCUCUACAUCUGCCUCUUUUAAACCAUCUACCUGAAAUCUUCCCUCACCACAUCC
Molecule: messenger RNA, 3525 nt
Organism: Silurus meridionalis
Lineage: Eukaryota; Metazoa; Chordata; Actinopteri; Siluriformes; Siluridae
Product: kinesin-like protein KIN-10C
Exons: 21
Coding region: 358-2934 (858 amino acids)
Biological process (GO): microtubule-based movement
Cellular component (GO): kinesin complex; microtubule
Molecular function (GO): microtubule binding; microtubule motor activity; ATP hydrolysis activity
Source: RefSeq, a predicted model, not a curated record